AUGACUUCAAAGGAAGUGUUCUCGGUCACAACCGAUCCCAGAACUCCAUCUGAGAUCGACGAGGCAUCCGACAGAAGUUCUAUCGAUGCUAGAAACCCUUUCAAGGAUCCAAAGGUCGCCGAAUAUUAUCGUACCUUGUACGAAGAAGCACAGUACGAGUCUCGCGAAGCCUUCGACCCGGAAAUCGAAUGGACAGCCGCAGAAGAGAAGAGCCUUGUUCGCCGGCUGGACUGGCAUGUCUGUCUCUGGGCGUGUGUCAUGUUUUUCGCGCUACAACUUGACCGGGGGAAUAUCUCGCAAGCUCUUUCUGACAACAUGCUCGACGACCUCGGCCUGACUACGAACGAAUACAACUAUGGCCAGACUUUGUUCAAGUUGUCGUUCAUGGCAGCUGAGGUUCCUUCUCAACUCGUCUCCAAGAAGCUGGGACCUGAUCGAUGGAUUCCGAUUCAGAUGAUGCUAUGGUCCAUCGUCGCUGCUGCACAGGCCGCUCUUAGUGGUCGCUCAAGCUUCUACCUCUGUCGCUGCCUGAUUGGCGUCCUCGAAGGCGGUUUCAUCCCUGACCUUGUGUUGUGGUUGUCAUACUUCUACACCAGCACCGAGUUGCCUGUCCGUCUGAGUUUCUUCUGGACCGCGCUUAACUUGACCACGAUCCUUGCCUCGCUUCUGGCUUUUGGCAUCUUCCAUCUUGACAAUGCUCAUGGUCUUGAGGGCUGGAGGUGGCUGUUCCUGAUUGAGGGACUUAUGACUUUCGCUAUUGGUGUGGCUUCCGUCUUCCUCAUGCCUGCUUCGGCAGUUCAGACAAAGACAUGGUUCCGUCCCAAGGGCUGGUUCACGGAUCGCGAGGUCAAGAUUGUCGUCAACCGUGUCCUGAGAGAUGAUCCAUCCAAGGGCGACAUGCACAACAGACAAGCCAUUACGAUCCGUCGUCUAUGGCAGUCCCUAACUGAUUAUGACCUCUGGCCGAUCUACGCCCUUGGCUUGGUCGUCUUCAUUCCUGCCACUCCCGUCACCAACUAUCUGAGUUUGACACUCAGACAUCUUGGCUUCAGCACCUUUAACACUAACCUUCUCACCAUUGUGCCAAACGCAGUCACCAUCAUAACUUUGCUGGGUAUAACCUGGCUAAGUGAGAAGGUGAAGGAACGCUCUUUCAUCGCUUGCAUCCAAAACUUGUGGAUGAUGCCUUGCUUGAUAGCAUUGCGCUGGUGGUCUGGUUCAGGAGUCAAUGUCUGGGGUACAUAUGCUCUGCUGGUCGUUCUUCUUGGCUACCCUUACUGCCACGCCAUCCUCGUCGCAUGGACAUCACGUAACGCCGGCUCGGUCCGUACGCGUACAAUCUCUGCUGCUGUCUACAACAUGUCAGUCCAAGCUGGUGGUGUCAUUGGCUCGAACAUCUACCGUCAGGACGACAAACCACUAUACCACCGCGGCAACAUGCAACUAGUCGCCGUCAACUGCCUAGCCAUUGCACUAUACGCGCUCGCCAAAGCAUACUACGUGUUUAGAAACAAGCAAAGAGAAAAGAAAUGGGGUGCUAUGACUCAGGAGCAACGAGACGACUAUAUUCAAAACACCACUGAUCAGGGCAAUAAGAGAUUGGACUUCAGAUUUGCGCACUAA
Molecule: messenger RNA, 1623 nt
Organism: Aureobasidium namibiae CBS 147.97
Lineage: Eukaryota; Fungi; Ascomycota; Dothideomycetes; Dothideales; Saccotheciaceae
Product: putative pantothenate transporter
Exons: 5
Coding region: 1-1623 (540 amino acids)
Biological process (GO): transmembrane transport
Cellular component (GO): membrane
Molecular function (GO): transmembrane transporter activity
Source: RefSeq, a predicted model, not a curated record